AUGAAUCUUGGUGGGACCCCUAGUCUGUUCAAGGGUAACUCGUUGCAGAAGAAAAGGAAUUUCAAACAGCUUAGUCUACCGGGAAGCUCGCCCCUUGGACAGUACGCAGACGAGGGCCAGAUUAAUAAUGCUGUGACAGUUGAUGAGCCCGGUAGCAGUGGCUUUCCACAUUUGAGGGUCAAUUUGACUCCGGUGCAGCGCAACGAUGGUGGUCACUUACAAAUACGAAGGGGGUUUAAAGGUAAAUUGGAAUUGGAGAAAAAUGCUGUUGUCGAGGCGAAUCAGGAAAUUGGCCUUCGAAGCAAUGUUGGAAUUGAAAUGGAGCGGCAGACAUUCGUCGUGAGCAGUCCGACAAACUCCUCACCCUCAACUUCUACUAGUUUGACGCACGUUUUCACACCGAUGGACGAUGAUUUAAAGUAUUCACAAAGCGCGAAGAAUAGCGGCAAUGGUGAUAACGGACUGACCCAUUCUUCACUUUUUCAAAAUGGCGAAACUCAUUCAAUUGAAAAUUCGAUAAAGCUUGAAGACCUCGUUCAAUUGGGGAAAAUAGGUUCCGGUAACUCGGGUACCGUUAUUAAAGCUCUGUACGUACCGGAGUCUAAGAUUAUAGCGAAAAAGGUAAUUCCUGUAGAAAAUAACAAUAGCCUCGUGGUAAAUCAAUUAGUUAGGGAAUUGACUAUAAUGAAAAGUGUCCAUUCGCAUGGGAAUAUCGUUUCAUUUUACGGAGCGUACUAUUCACAGUCAACAGGUAACGAAAUUAUUAUAUUGAUGGAAUAUAUGAAUUGCGGAUCUUUGGACAAAAUUCUAUCGGUUUAUAAGAGAUUUUACGAGCGCAGGAUGAUACGAGCAGAUGAUAUAUGGUUCAAUGAAUUGGUUAUUUCUAAAAUCUCUUUUGCAGUGUUGAGCGGGCUUUCUUAUUUAUAUGAAAAAUACAAAAUUAUACAUCGAGAUAUCAAACCAUCGAACGUACUAAUCAAUAGUAAAGGUCAAGUUAAGAUUUGUGACUUUGGCGUGUCAAAAAAACUAAUAAAUUCCAUCGCUGAUACUUUUGUAGGCACAUCUACCUACAUGUCACCGGAACGUAUCCAGGGAAAUGUGUAUUCUACAAAGGGUGAUGUAUGGUCCUUGGGUCUAAUGAUCAUAGAGCUGGUGACAGCAGAGUUUCCUCUAGGGGGCCACAAUGAUACACCGAAUGGUAUCUUGGAUCUGUUGCAAAGAAUUGUGAAUGAACCUUCGCCGUCACUCCCCACUGGUGGUGAUUAUUGUUUUUCUGUCGAAAUGAUAGACUUUGUUAAUAGAUGUUGUGUUAAAAAUGAAAGAGAGAGGUCAUCCAUUAAUGAAUUGCUCUGUCAUGACUUCAUCUCGGUACAUAAGAAGCAGGGCAAGGAAUUCAGGCAUUGGUGUAAAAAGGUGAAAGUAAAUUUGAAGGAAGAUAAGCAAAUUAGACGCGAAGAAAAUGAGCGUGCUAAACUGGAAAAGACUCAGCUGGAGAAGGCUGCUCAUGCCGCUGCAGCAAGAAGAUGUUAG
This is a messenger RNA of Zygotorulaspora mrakii, 1530 nucleotides long. RefSeq names its product mitogen-activated protein kinase kinase STE7 (gene STE7). Gene Ontology annotation, molecular function: MAP kinase kinase activity; ATP binding. Gene Ontology annotation, biological process: MAPK cascade; protein phosphorylation. The record is from RefSeq and is a predicted model, not a curated record. The transcript has a single exon. The coding region runs from base 1 to 1530 and encodes 509 amino acids. NCBI's taxonomy places the organism in Eukaryota, Fungi, Ascomycota, Saccharomycetes, Saccharomycetales, Saccharomycetaceae.